Molecule: messenger RNA, 5754 nt
Organism: Saccostrea echinata
Lineage: Eukaryota; Metazoa; Mollusca; Bivalvia; Ostreida; Ostreidae
Product: serine/threonine-protein kinase 11-interacting protein-like
Exons: 25
Coding region: 93-4226 (1377 amino acids)
Cellular component (GO): cytoplasm
Molecular function (GO): protein binding
Source: RefSeq, a predicted model, not a curated record
UGUUAAUUGUCUUAGAUGUUACAAUUAUGAGACAAAUGAUGCACAGAAAUGAGAAACUGUAGAUCCCUUUAAUAAAGUAAUAUGCAUAAUGUAUGACAGAGGCUAAACCAGGACAUGUACAUGUGAGAGACUUUCAUAAUAUGGAUAAAUUGAGUCCGAAGGAAUUCGCCAUUGUCAACGAUUUAGCUAACCUUUUGCGUAAAAAUGGUUGCUUUACAGGGGAACAGAUUCUGAAUGGAAGCACUCAAUUUUGUUUGACGACACAAUCACUGGGUCAAUUAAACAAUGCAUUUAGAAGAUACAGUGAAACCAAGUAUGACUUUGAAGCAAAGAAAGAAGUCGAGAGAUCAAGACGAGGGUCAGGUAGAAGUCGAGAAAGGACAAACCAUGAACAGGAGCAGUUCUAUAGAUGGAGGACCAAUGCUCAGUUUCUGAAUGAUUUCAUCACAAAAACUGCAUCUCUGAAAAUAACUCAUGGAACAGCUACGAUGCAAGGUCCCAUUUUAAUUUCAAGAUUUAAAAGUCUUCAGGUUCUGGAGCUGAAAAAGAUUCCAACUCACAUGUUGGAGGGAUUGCACAAGCUAAGAGGACAACUCCAUGUUGUAACUGUGACCAGAUGUUUGCACACACUACAGGAAUUUCUGGAGACUUGUGGUGGGGACCAGAGUAACCCCAUGUCAUGGCCGCUUCUAACUGCUGCUUACUUUAGCUACAACUGGAUAUCCAAGCUGGAUGCUUCUUUAAGACUUUUGCCAGGUUUACACAUAUUAGAUCUUAGUCACAACAACAUUGAUAAAGUGGAGAGUUACCUUGAGUACUUGACAGAGUUGAGAAGAAUUAACCUAGGAUACAACAUGCUGGAUUCUGUGCCAACAUUCUCCAUCACAGUUCAAAGUAAACUAAAGACCCUGGUCAUCAGAAACAAUAAUCUAGACAAUCUUUCUGGAGUUGAGAUGUUGGUCAAUCUGGAGGAGUUAGAUGCCUCAGAGAACUGUCUAGUGGAUCACUCCUGUCUGGGAGUCUUCAACAAGCUUCACUCCCUUCAUGUGAUAAGUCUCCAAGGUAACCCGUUAUGUUAUCAUCAACAUCAUAGAAUCCGAUCACUUCAUCAGAUGUCAUCUAAAGCUAUUACUACAAAAGAGGUUAUUCUGGACGGCAAGCCAGUUAAACUAGCAGAAAUCAUGCACCUUCAGAGCACAGGAAAAUUGUCCACAGACAAACAACCAGAGGAAAGGAGCUCCAGACAGUCAACAAAUAACCCAAGGCUGGCUCAGAGUUACAAGUUUGAUGACACAGAUGACAUUGCAGAAUCAGUGUUGGUGGGGUCCCCAAGCAGGAGGAAAAGUAGAAAGAAGAAAUUCCGAGGCAGAAAUCAGAGGACAGACACAGAAGGAAGUGAGGUGACAGAAACCACAGAUCAGUCCUCUCCAGAGAGUUCAAGAGUUCCAUCACCAACUAGAAUUGUAGAGGGGCAGGCAUCAACUCGAGAAGAAAUAGAAGUCUUGAGAGAUCACUAUGGUGUCAACUGGCUACAGGUGAUAUCUGCCAAAGAGUAUGAUGGCAGUAUACAGGUUAUUGAGAAUGAUGAACAAAAGUCAUCUUUACUAACUUCUGUGCUUGAUAAUGAAAAACAGUCCAAUCAUAUUCAAGACAAAACAAAUUCAAAACAAGCCUAUCACACAGAAGAUGACAUUUAUUUGAAUGAAAGCACAGCAGAUGUUCAUUAUAGAGAUGAUGAUAUGGAGGAUGAUAUUGAAGUUUUACAUGUAUCCAAUGGAUCUGACACCAUCAUAAAGACCACCUCCUCAGAUUUCUCCACCCUUUCCAGUGAACGCCCGGACUAUAACAGGAUGAACAGCUCAAAGGGAGCUGAGUGGGAUCGAGAUGACGAGGAAAAAUUAGCUCUUUAUGGGGAGGAAUGCGAGCCAUUUAUUGUAAUGUUACCUGAUGCUGAUCUAAAAGUUUUGCUUGUAACCCUCAACCAGCGCUACCUGAUUGAAAAAGAUAUUGAUGGGAAGAUUAAGGAGAUGUUGGAUCUCAGAUGUCUAUUGUCAUUCAAGAUUGAAGUGGAAGAUGUGACUCAUGCAAAUUUAGUUGAUGAAAAAGUCCCUGUGUUCAGGGCUAAGUUUGAUUACAUGAAGAAAGACAGGCGUGAAAGAGUCUUUAUAAUGGAGAACACUGCAGCAGCCAAUGAAUUUGAGGAACUACUAAGACCAAUUGUUGAAGCUAAAGAGGCAGAGAAUAGAAAGAAAAAUCUUUUACAGUGUUUGAAAUGUUCAAAAGAGGUAUGUAAACAGGAUGUGGACAUCUCAGAACAUGUAUUUGACAAGAAAGACAAAACUGCAGAACCAGGGGUGAGAUACCAGUGUCCUCACUGUGGGAGUAAGAUGAUGAUGGAGGUGGCCCAGGAGGAGAAAAAUGAGGUUCCUGUUUCCCAGGGGGCUCAACCCUCCAGCAAUGGAGAUGACAUGAAACAGGAGGGGAAAAAAGAUGAAUCAGAACUUUCAGGAAGUUUGACCAGGCCUAGGACCUAUGCAUUCAGUGAUGUCAUGUCACAUUCAGACAUUGGAAAAAUACUGACAACUCCAGAGAUAACCAGAUCUAAUUCCACAGGGAAAGCUCUUAGUGAAAAACAAAAGGAAGAGGAGAGCGCAAAUCUUAUCAAUUCAUGGUCAGAUGUAAAGUCUUCCGAACAGAGUCAGCGAAAAAGUCGAAAUUCUGUAGACAGUGAUAUCUCAUUGAUAACCAAUCCGAGUGAUGCUAGCAUAUCUGUGAUAUCCGAAUCAAGUGUUGAAACAAUAUCUGAACCACCCCAAAAUGGUGACAAUAGUUAUUUUGUGACAUCAACUCCACAAAAGCAAGAUAAAGGUGAAAAUGGCAAUGUAGCAGUUCCUAGGAGUUUGAAUUUGAAUGGAAUCAUUGAGGAAGAGGACAUGACCCCUGUGGGGUCACCACUGUCCAAUAGUAUUUGUUCUAGCAUGGUAUCUAGUAUGUAUGAAAAUUCUUUGUCCAUUAAUAUUGACAAUCAGGAAUAUUCUCCACAAAAGGAUACAAGUCAGACUGUGAUGAAUGAGUGUUCAGAUCGAGAAAACAACAAUGGAGAUACAAGUAUUUAUUCCCAGUUUAAGACCGAGGAAGAAUCAGUUGACAAUAGUUCUAGUUACGAAACUUGUGAUCAAAAUAGCACCCAAGACAGUAUAACCCAGAAGGUGGGGGCAGUGUUGAAUGGAGUUGAUGAAGCAGACAGUUCUGCAGUGAUGAAUGAAUCUGGUUAUGAUUGGUUGAAAAACCUGGACAAUCUGCACCAUGUUGACUUGAGUGUUGUUGAUCACAAGUUACAGCUGUACUUAGAUAUGAAUGUUUUUGAGGAAUCUGAGAGUGUGCAGUUUUGUAUACAAUGUUCUACUGUCCAGUACAUGAGAUCUUCUGAGUUCCAAUCCUAUCUCAUCUUCUCAACCAGCAGAAUCCUAAUCAUUGAAAUCUCAGAUCCAGACACAGGGGAGAAUACUGAUGGAUUGUCCUGCAUUGAGAAUCAGCCAAUCACUGAGUUGUGUUAUAUUGACAUCGGACUAGGUUAUCAGAGCGUCAGACUGGAGUUUGAUACAAUGUGUUCCAGCUACAGCUUCCUGAUCAGAGAUGAAGAGAGAUGUAAAUCAUUCAUCAGUUUGGUUACAGAAAUUAUCCAGGAUACAGCUUUCAGUGAGGAGAGUAAACUGGAGGGGAUAAGUAAGUUUAACGCUGACACACUUUGUAAUCUACAGGACACGGUCUGGUGGAAGUUCAAACACAACCUCACCGAGGAUGACAACAAGUUUGACCUAGUUAGAUACCUGUCUGGAACAUUUAUCACAGAAAACACAGAUGACACCAGAUCUGUGGGUCUGGCUGUGACAGAAAUGUAUAUCUCUCUAGUCGUAGAAAAUCAUCAGUGGCCAUUACCAAGGUUACAGUCAGCUUUACCUGAACACAUCAAAGGACAACAGUUUGUUCUCCUGGACAGACAGAAAAUUAACAACAUUGCUUCUGUGGAGGUAUGUCAGUCAACCGGUGCUAAAGUGAAGAUUAAUUUCUUUAAUGAAGAAUCUCAAGAAGAGGCUCAAUGGUUCAUUGCCAUGGAAACCAGCAUUAGUACAAGGUCAUUGUUGGACUCAAUUCGUGAACCCUGGGAAGCUGCUUUUGGGGUUGAAAUGGAAAUUAUUCCGACAGAAUUUGAGGAAGUGUCCUAAGCCAAACAUAUAGUCAUUUUAUUUUGUUCUAGUCAACACUGUAUUUCCCAAUACAGCAAUACAGAGGAAAGUUUUUUAAUGGAAAUUUUUUUUUAACAUUUCAGUUAGAUUGUCUUUUUAUGUGGAAGAAAAAAUCCUUAAGGUUAAAACCUGAACUCUAAAAGAUAUUUUAUUUUGAAAUUGGUUGUCAAUGGGGUAAGGUAUUAGUAUGUAUAUGUCCAUUUAAAGUGUCUCAAGCGUUGCAAUGUUUGAACAAAUAUUAUGGCUACUCAGAGAAUUCUUUUACAAAGUACAUGUAUCCAGAUAAUUCAGUAUUAUCCAUUAUAAUCGAGUAUAUUUUUACCUUUAAAUUGUAUUCCAAGUUUUAACUUGCUGUAGCUUAUGGUGACUUGUCAGUUAUGUGUAUUAUGAAACUCACUGUUAAACAUUUUAUUAACCAUCUACCAAUGCAGCAAUAUAAACGAAUAUUGUUAAAAAAGUCUUACCCUUGUACUGUAAGUGCAUACAUUGUAUUUAUGUUUUAACAACAUUCCAACUUCUAUUUAUAAUUGACAGUUUGUUUUUUAAUUCUGCUUCCUCUUUGUUAUGCUGUUCAUUUGAAACAGACAAUCCAAGUUUUACCUCAAAUUUUUAUCAAGUUUUCUCUUUACUUGUUAAGUUUAAUUUUAGAACUUCACUAAACAUGGAUAUCUACACGUUGGCUAUAGAAUGCUUCAAGUGUUAGAAACUUGGGGUGUUUAAAUCCUUAUCAUAAACCGUUACUGCUUCCAGUAAUAAGAGAUGUUAAUAUAUACACUAUUGUAGCAAUGUCAGAGAAAAAGGAAACAAAUCAUAACUCACUGUCCCUUACAAUCAACUACCGGUACAGAAGCUUUAUAUUUCUGAAAAGAGGACUUUAUUAAAUUGAAUAUAUUGUAAUUAGGGUUUUAGUUUAAGACUGCCAUUGUGUAUUAUAUUUAUUUUUUUUAGUGUAUUUGAAAUAUUAUUGUAAGUUUUGAUACAAUUUUAUUCAGAUUUUAAAAACAAAUAACAGAGAAUGUAACCAUUGCAACUUUUAAAGGUUUCAAAUUCAAAGAAAUUUUGAAAGUUCAAAGAAAUCCUAAAAGAGAGAAAAUGUAUGUUUAUUGAGUACAAAUAGAAGUUAGAAAACUCUUAAGUCAUUUAAACAUUGAAAUUUGGAUGAUCAUACAUAUAUUACAUUUGUGCAUUUAAUAGAAAGAUGGACAUUGUACUUAGUUAAAGUGAUACUCAGUUAAGUUAACAUUUUUACCCUGCCUUUAAUUUAUUUCAAAGCACAGGCCUGUGAUAUUAAGUGCUAUCAAUGUCUUCUCUGACUUGAAUUUUGCUGCAGUGUUUUAAUGCAAAUAUCAUUUCUUCUUGCCUAACUUGAGUUCUGGCCAAGUCAUAAAUAUCUAUGUGCUUGUGGUCUGACGUAUGCAUAUAGUGUGGCAAAUAUAGUCAUUUAUAUAGUGAAGUGACAAUAGUGUACAUGUAAAUUAAUGCAAUUUUUAAUAAAUAUGGAAGGAGU